Molecule: messenger RNA, 5098 nt
Organism: Fundulus heteroclitus (mummichog)
Lineage: Eukaryota; Metazoa; Chordata; Actinopteri; Cyprinodontiformes; Fundulidae
Gene: fmnl1a
Product: formin-like 1a
Exons: 25
Coding region: 600-3905 (1101 amino acids)
Biological process (GO): regulation of cell shape; cell migration; cortical actin cytoskeleton organization
Cellular component (GO): cytosol
Molecular function (GO): small GTPase binding; actin filament binding
Source: RefSeq, a predicted model, not a curated record
UUAACUAUUCAUAUUUUAUCUUUCUUUCAUUUUUUCCUGCACCGUUCCACUUUCUUUUUCUGAUCAUCCACCUAUAGUUGAUGCAUGUCACAAAUGGCUGCCACAUUUGUCUUCCACCCUGUUCUCCACACCAGGUUAUGUUGUUGUCACACACAGGAAGUUACUCUUCUGCUUUUGUGCUUCUGUGGUUUCUGACUUAGUUACAGAGUGUAUCACACUCCCUCUCCUUCCUCUCGCAUGCAGGCCUUUGCGUUUUUACUUAGCAGACUUUUUCGCCCAGUGCAGAUCGUAGUUGGUGAGGCACAUGCCUUUUUUUUUUCCAGCUCUGGCAGGACCUGACAAGGAUUUUUACCUUAGAGAUGUUAAUUAGAGAGCAAACAUGAGGACAAGCCGGCUUUUUUCAUCAGUUCUUGUGUCAUCUGGAGAAGCAAGAUUUCAGUGAAGCAGAGACUUGAUGUUCAUCACCUUGAAGGCCCGGGACUCUCUUUCCUGUCAUUUUGAGUGAUCGCCUUCGGUUGCUCUGCUGUGGAACCCUCUGAUUUCUGAGGUGAAUUGGUUUGUGUACAGCUUUCCUCCUGGAUUACUUGUGGAGAUUAGUGAUGGGGAAUGCGGCCGCAGGAGGCUUGGAGCUUGAGGCGGCCGAGGGCAGAGAGGCCAGGAACUCGGUUUCAGCGAUGAGCGACCCCACGCUGCCUUUGCAGAAGAAGCAGUCGUCUCCGCCAAAACUUCCAAUGCCACCAGAAGAGGAGCUAGAGGAGCGCUUCAAUGUGGUGCUGAGCUACAUGAAUUUGCCUCCAGACAAACUUAAGCUGCUGAGUCAAUACGACAACGACAAGAAGUGGGAAUUAGUCUGCGAUCAGGAGCGGUUCCAAGUGAAGAGCCCUCCGUCCACCUACCUGUCCAAGAUAAAGAGCUUCUACCAAGAUCAAGGAGGGGUGUCCCGCAGGUCAAAGAAAAAAAUUCAAGAUGCAACCCAGGUCCUUAAAGCCUUGGAGAUAUCCCUUCGCACGAAUCACAUCGGAUGGGCUCAGGAGUUUCUCAAUGAACAGAACAAAGGUUUGGACGUUCUGGUGGAAUAUCUGUCCCAUGCUCAAAGUGACACCUCAUUUGACCUGGAGACCGUGGAAAAUGGGGGCAGCCUGUCAGACAGACAAAAACCGGUAGAGCGGUCGAUGGAGGAUUUGACCAAGAGCUCCGGCAGCAGUCACUCGCAUGGGAUGAGCAGAGCUGCACGGGCCCUUACCGUAAGAAUAAGCUCCACUCUGUCGAACAGGAUGCACAAGAAGUCGCAUCUAUCCCAACAGAGAGAUGAUAUACACGUGUGCAUUAUGUGCUUGAGAGCCAUCAUGAACUACCAGUCUGGUUUUAACCUUGUGAUGACUCACCCGCGCUGUGUGAACGAGAUCACCCUCAGCCUCAACAGCAGGAAUCCCAGGACCAAAGCCCUCGUCCUGGAGCUGCUGGCUGCCGUUUGUCUCGUCAGAGGAGGGCACGACAUCAUUCUCUCCGCUUUUGAUAACUUUAAGGAGGUGAGCAAAGAGAGGAACCGCUUUGAGAAACUGAUGGAGUACUUCAUCAAUGACGACAACAACAUCGACUUCAUGGUGGCCUGCAUGCAGUUUAUCAACAUCGUGGUCCAUUCUGUGGAGAACAUGAACUUCCGAGUCCAUCUGCAGUACGAGUUCACUCACCUUGGAUUGGACAAGUAUCUGGAGAGUCUGAAACAGACAGAAAGCGAGAAGCUGCAAGUCCAGAUCCAGGCCUACUUGGACAACGUGUUAGAUGUUGGAGCUCUGCUGGAGGAUGCUGAGCAAAGGGGAGGAGUCAUAGAGCAUGUGGAUGAACUGCAGCAUCACAACAGUCAGCUGAGCUCCCGGCUUCAGGAGCUUGAGACUCAGACCACGGACAGAAUAUCUGAACUCGAGACGCAGCUGAUGCAGGCCACCAAGGAAACUGAGCUGCUCAAAGAAAGCCUCCGGGAGUCGUGUUCCCAGGUUAGUUCCUUGCAGCAGAGAGAACGAGAGCGGGAGCUGGACAGGGAGAGGGAGAGGGACAGGGAGCGUCUGUGCACCUCCACCAGUCAGUCAUCUUCCGAGCUGGAGCAGAAGAUCCAGGAGCUGCAGGACAAGGGGUUGCUCCGACUCGGACGCACUCCCUCAGGAAGUCUUGACAUCCAGGUUGUGCCCGUGAAAGUUGUUGAGUAUGUCCAGAGCCCAUCCUCAACCGUCCAACCGAACGCCCCCACCUCAGCAUCCACACUACCCUCUCCACCUCCCCCUCCUGGUGGUCCAGGGGAGACUGCAACUCCUCCAUCAGAUGGAAGUUCUGUGGCUCCACCUCCACCUCCUCCUCCACCUCCUCCACCGCCUGGAGCAGGUCCACCACCGCCUCCUCCUCCUCCACCACCACCACCAUCUGGUGCUGGACCCCCACCUCCCCCUCCUCCACCUGGAGCUGGACCCCCACCUCCCCCUCCCCCACCUGGUGGGGGACCACCACCUCCUCCUGGAGCUCCAGAUGCCCUAUCUGGUUUCAAGACUAAGAAGCCCAUUCAGACUAAGCACAGAAUGCCUUUGUUGAACUGGCAGGCUUUAAAACCAAACCAAGUAUCAGGCACAGUAUUUAAUGAGCUGGAUGACGAGCAGAUUCUAGGGGAGCUGAACAUGGAGAUCUUUGAGGAACAAUUCAAAACCAGGGCUCAGGGGAAUCCAGCAGAUCUCUCCAAGAUCAAGAAAAAAGUGGCCCAAAAGGCUCCCACCAAGACAUCCCUUAUCGACGCAAACAAGGCCAAGAAUCUAGCCAUCACUCUCCGCAAGGGAGGAAUGAGCCCAUCUGCUAUCUGCACCGCCAUCGAGACGUACGACCAGCAAUCUCUGUCCUUAGACUUCCUGGAAUUGCUUGAACACUUCAUACCGUCAGACUUUGAGAUGAAGCUUCUUGUGAACUACGAGAAAGAAGGCCGUCCACUUGAGGAGCUAACAAAUGAAGACCAAUUCAUUUUGAAAUUUGGGAAGAUUGCUCGGCUAAACCAGCGAAUAAACACGCUUACCUUUAUGGGCAACUUCCCAGAGAGCGUCAAACGCCUGCAGCCGCAACUGAACUCCAUCAUUGCCGCUUCCAUGUCUAUCAAGUCUUCAGCUAAACUGAAAAAGAUCUUAGAAAUUGUUCUCGCCUUCGGUAACUACAUGAACAGCAGUAAGAGAGGGGCGGCCUACGGCUUCAGGCUGCAGAGUCUUGACCUUUUGUUGGAGACUAAAUCCACCGACCGAUCCCAGACGCUACUUCACUUCAUCACUAACAUAGUUCUUGACAAAUACCCGGACCUCGUCAACUUCCACACGGAUCUUCGCUUUGUAGACAAAGCCGCUCUUGUAUCCCUGGAUGGCAUUCUUCAGGACAUCCGUUCACUGGAGCGAGGUAUGGAGAUGACCAAGAAGGAGUUCCUGGUGCAGGAUGACAGUCCGGUGUUAAAGGAAUUCAUCAAAACCAAUAGCGAGCACCUGGACUCUCUGAUCAAAGACAGCAAGACGGCACAGGAGGCUUAUGCUUCUGUCGUGGAGUAUUUUGGAGAGAAUCCCAAAACCACGCAGCCUUCCAUGUUUUUCCCGCUGUUUGGGCGCUUCAUAAAGGCUUAUAAGACAGCACAGCAAGACAUUGAGCUGAAAAGGAAACUGGAAAAGGAGAGCUCUGAGGAGAAAGAAACACCUUCUCCAAACAAACCUGCAGCACAAAAGGGCCCCAUGAUGCCGAAGAUGGAUCUGAUAGCGGAGCUAAAGAAGAGGCAGGUGAAAUCUCCAGUGCGCGAGGGAAAAGACGGUGCUCUGGAGGAUAUUAUUACAGAUCUGAGGACCGCGCCCUACAGACGCACAGAUGGUCGUCGUCCAGCUCAGCGCCAGGAAACUUGAGUCAAUGCGGUUUAUUUUUUGUGGUUUUAAUAAACAUGCAUGACAUACACUUAAAUAUACAAGAUACUAUACCAAGCUUUUAGAAUAAUCUGUACAUACAAUAUACCAAUAACGAGCAUCUGUCAUUUGGCAAUGUGUAUUACUAUGAACUAUAUUUUUUGUGUGAAUUAGCGAUGUAAAUACAGGAGAAAAUACCCCAUUUGUACCAAUAAAUUCACCAGCUUUAAUUCAUCAAAACAAUUUUAACUAUUUCUAUGUUCCGACAAUGGACUUGUAUGCUUGAACAUGUGAUACUGUUUAAAAAAAAUAUGACUUAUCGUUAAAGUAAACCUUUUUUUAACCAUUGUUGUUGUAUUUUUGUACUUGCUUUCUUUAUGAUGCAAAAUAUGGCUCGUGUGCGAGAUCGUGUCACAAAAGCAGGAGGGAAUAAAGCCAGAUCAGACUGUACAAGAGGGCUGCACUUUAUUGGACACACAUUAUCACAGCAAAUUAUGUACAAAAGAAGGCAGGUUCAGGUGCCUGCUGUCUUCUCACAGGAAAAAAAAACAACACACAUUUCUCACAGAAUAUCAUGGCAUCCACACUGAUAAAUUAUCUCCAGUAUCAGUAGGCAUUUAAAUUUUAUAUAUCUCAUAUAAUUGAUCUAUUUUCUGUAGUUCUUUUUGUUCUUUUUGUCACACUACUCUACAAAUGGGUAGAAUCGAUCUUAGCCGAUUUCCGGCGUUGGGGUGCGUUCGAGCCUUCUGAUCUCUGGACGUUCAACACUCCCACCCACUAUCGUCAUCACCACGUAACUUCACAGUAAGACUGAACAUGCCCGUGUCACAGAUACUAAAAUAAUGUAUCGUUCAUGUUUGCAAACCACUCCUCCGACACUUUCUUAUAACUCUGAAAAAACAUGUACGUAACUUUUUUCAUUUAUUUUUUUUUCUAAACUGCACCGUGCGUUUGCUUGAGACUAUACAUGCAUUGUUUUUGUAUAUACCUUUGUAUCCAUCAUGACAGUUUAUUAAUAAAACAUUUCCUUUUGGACAUAAUUCGGUAAAAUCUCUAUGACUCAACCUAUUUACAAGUCAAUUUUGUUUUUCUAAUAUAUUUCUGAUGCCAAGAUUUUUGAACAUCCACACAUUCAGUUAAAAAUCUCAUAUACAUACAGAAUGUAGGUUGAGUAUCUGGAAGGAAAAAAAAAAAAA